Messenger RNA from Plenodomus lingam JN3, 2847 nucleotides. NCBI's taxonomy places the organism in Eukaryota, Fungi, Ascomycota, Dothideomycetes, Pleosporales, Leptosphaeriaceae. The record is from RefSeq and is a predicted model, not a curated record.
AUGUCGUCUGAUCAGCCAAUUGGCGCGCCCUUUACCCUGGCCACGUUGUCCAAAGCCGUUGCCUCCUCCUAUGGGCGUGUGCAUGCUGCCGGUGUCUGCAGCAUCAGCGGCAUCAAGAAGAGGAAGCGCACUGAAAUCGCCGUCGGCCUCAAUGGCGAGGGUGUAUCCAUCUACAGCCUUGUCACAUCGUAUGCCCUCCCACCCAGCGCCACCUUCAACGCCGCCCCAUACUCGAUCUACCGCAAGGGUACUUCACGGACACCCACAUGUCGCUUCACCUAUGCUUCUUUAACUGGCUCAAUUUCAGCGGAAAAACCUCAGUUGGUUUGCUUCCACGAAGAGACGUUGGGAGAAAACACCGAGACCACGAAGACCUUCUGCACUCCGUCAACUACCGCCCAAGUUCUUUCACUUGAGUCGCUACCCGUUCCAGCCAGCGGCGCCACUAGCGCCAGGACACACGACCUACUUGUGACCUAUGACGAUGGUGACGUGCUUUGUCUCUCAGCGGAUCUGCAAACCAAGAGAUGGUCUGUCAACCUCAAGUCGCUUCUGUCAUCCGGUGCCUCCAAUGUUCAGCUAGAGCAUGUAUCCUUGGCGAGUGCUAGGGCAGUUACUCGUGGUCUUCUGCAGAGUCGUGAAGACAUUGCAGCCAUCUUAGACCCGACACCAGAUGCUGCAUCAGAUCUGCUAGACCUUACCCAGGUCAUAUGUCUAGUGGGACGCUUUGAUAAGAACCGCAGGAUAGUUGCACUUCUGCAAGUUUACCCCCGCUCCCAAGACCUUCCCACAAGCCGUUUAUCGCCGGUGAAGCACCUAAUUACAUGGAACCUACCCGGGACUUCCUCCACUCCAGCAUAUACGACAGAGGUACCUCAAUCUGCGUUCCACGCCUCUAGCGGUAUACUACACACACUCAUUGGCGGCACGCUUCUCACAUACGAUUUGUCUGGUACUAUUCCAAAGCUCACUUCAGAAUUGAGCAUGCCUGGAGUGAGCUUGGACGCAUUUCUGCGUAUCUCGCAAGAUGUAAUUUUCACGACUACCCAGAACACGUGCCGAGUAUUCGAUUCCAAGUACAAAUCUUUGCAGGCAUUGUUGUCAGUGGACCAUGUCUCGGCUACAGCAGACCCCACGAGUCCUUCGAGAAAACGCAAACACGCAAUACAAGAAGAAGCUGCCCAGACCAUCUCGCCAUGCCAUCUCAUUGCCUUCUAUGCCGACCUGGGUUUGGUAGUAGCUACGCGCGGAGGUGAGAUUUUCGGUAUGCAAUACGGGAGCACACUCACACGAAAGCGUGUGAAAACAGAAGGCACCCUUCUCAUUGAUGCUAUCGGGAAAGGAUUAGCUUGCAAACCCAAGUUUAGCAUGGGGGUAGAUGCGCAGGCCUGGCGGAGCAAGAAGAUCAAGCUAGGUAAGCACGCCAGCAAAGGGAAGAUUGCCAAAUUUGAGGAAGCUUUUGCUGCGAGCCUGGGUAUUGAGCUUGAGGGCAGCAGUUCAAAGACCAAGAAAGCCAACGAGCAAAAUGGGGGACCCUUAACAAAUGGGAUUGGUCCCAAAAUACCUGAUGUAGACGCGAUGACUGUUGACAACAUCAACAAUGACGAGGAUGAGGACAGUGAAUUGCGAACAUGGAGAAUGCCCAAGAGUGUGCCCCACAGCCAGCAACAGCAGUAUCGACAACACGCGCUGUUUGCGCUGAGCAAGAUCUUCCGCUGGGUAGCUGCCCACCCGUCGCAUGACGAGCCACAAGGGCAUCUUAAAGUUGACUUCUUCCCACCAAACGUAUUCCAGUGGCUACUCCAGAUAGGACAGUUGACGAAGGAGUCUAUCCGAAGAGCCAUUAUUGAAGAGAGUCCCGAAAGCAUCCAGGCAGCAUCUAUCAUUGUGGACGGAGACAUUGUCAAAGCUCUGGUUGACUUCGAUCCUGACUUGCAUAUUCUUUCUGCGGUACUGAAUCACAGUCAGUUCCUACCAGCGGGUGAAGUGGUUCAGUCUAUCAAGCUACUCAUGCAGAGCCUGGAUGACAAUGACGAAGAGAAUGAAGCCAUGAAGCUUCUUACUUCUGGAAACAACGAAGAUGAGAUGGACCUAGACAUUACUUCCGAACUCGAGGCCGCAUCCCACGAAAUCGAGCAUGCCCUGGCAGUCCUCGAUCACGGUCUCGCAACACGGAGUCAUACUCUGCGUCCCGCGCUCAUCCGGUUACAUACGUUUCCGGCACCAGUUGUCAGUGCAACACUGCGCUCGAUGCUGCCUCGUCGAGAUCUGGAAUCGCUCAUCCGUCUGCUUCAUCUCGAGCUAAGAAACGGCGGUUGGACCUCUUCCUACGACUUCAACUCUGAUUCUGCAUUUGCUGAGAGCUCUGCUGGGGACCCGGAUGAUCAUGCCGUCACGAUUAUCGCCUCCCUCCUCAGCAGUACGCUCGAUGCGAUUGGUGCAGGCGCUUGGCUUGCUUCUGUUGGCACCCUCUCAACAUCAGAGACGAGCGAAGACAUCAUCCAGUCUCUGCACACGGACACAUCGGAAGCACUCAACGGGUUCUGGGAAGCGCGAUAUAUGCGUGGUCUCUUGUCCGAGUUUCUGCGUUACGCAUCCACUGUUCCAAAGUCUCAACGACCAUCGAAUAAAAAGCUAGAGCAACAAGGGAAACCAUUCCCAGUCAUGAGUAAACUUGACAGGGAUGAGGAUCUACCCAUGCUUCCACUGGGCGGAAAGGCCGAUAUGGGCAUCGAGAGGAUGAAGAAGGGUCACGGGGGCAAAAAGGAAGAGCGCAGUAAAAGGGAAAUGGGCAUGUUGAUUAGUAAGCGGGUACCGAAGUACAGCUUCGAGAGAAUUGUCAUUUGA